This is a messenger RNA of Manduca sexta (tobacco hornworm), 4219 nucleotides long. RefSeq names its product BTB/POZ domain-containing protein 17. The record is from RefSeq and is a predicted model, not a curated record. NCBI's taxonomy places the organism in Eukaryota, Metazoa, Arthropoda, Insecta, Lepidoptera, Sphingidae. Gene Ontology annotation, molecular function: protein binding.
UUUUGUAGUAUUAUUUAAGAACAUUAUUCUUAUUUUUUUAAUGUGAAUGGAGUAAGAAAUAAAACACAAUUUAAAAAUGAGUUUCAUAACAACGGAACCUAAAGCCUCUUCGGGGUCAGAGAAAAAUUCCAAUGAAAAGGAUACCAAUGAAGACUUGGAGGUUGACAACUCACAAAGCGUGUUGCUCAAGAUAGCGACACACGCUGAGCAGCUGAUGAGUGACCUCACCUUGGAAGUGGCUGGGGUGGGGUAUCCAGCCCAUAGACUCAUACUAUGUGCCAGCAGUGAGGUGUUUCAGGUAAUGUUAAUGAACAGAGAGUGGAGUGAGUGGCGCGAGAGUCGGAUUGUACUCCAGGAGACGCCCACAGCAGCUUCGGUUUUUCCACAUUUUCUAAAGUAUUUUUAUACAGGCCAGAUAAGGAUAUCAUAUCACACUGUGCUUCCCGUGUUAUCACUUGCUGAUAAAUAUAAUGUUAAGGAUCUGGUAUCAUUAUGCCUGAGUUACAUGUCGCAACACAUCGCGCACGCGGCCAAGCGCGGGCAGCUCAUCGCCUGGAUGCAGUACACAAUGGCAUGCGGACACAAUGAGGUCGCCAAGGCGUGCCAGAACUUUGUGAAGUGGAACCUGGAGUGGGUGUGGUCGGACAGCACCGGCGCGGAGACGGAGCUGGGCGAGCUGGAGGGAGACUUUCUCGUGGCGCUGCUGCAGCAGAGCGACCUCGUGCUGCACAACGAGAUGAGUCUCUACCAGUUCGUGGUCCGGUGGCUGAACAAGCAGCGCGAGAAGUUGGACGCGAGCGAUCUCAGCGAGGCCGAGAAGAAAUCGCAUUGGGAGUCACUCGUCGCAGCUGUCUUCUCGCAUAUUAGGUUUCCAAUGAUGUGUCCCAAACAACUUGCCAAGUUGCUGCUGUGCCCGCUGAUACAGGAGCACAAAGAGUUCUUCAUGGAGAGGAUGGCGAUCGCCAUGAGCUACCAGUCAGGUCAAUACGAGCGCGUAGCAGAGGUCCAGCAAACAGAAGCCGGGCGCAUGCUGUUCACGCCGCGCCUCUACACCGAAGACACGUGGGGUUCAGUGCUUGCAGUGGACAAUUUCCACUCCCUCCCAUGCUACCACACGAGGACCUUCAUAUUCUCCACCAGGCCGUCGAUAGCGGACGUGUCGCCGCAGGAGAAACUCCUCGAGUGGACGGUGGAUUUGUAUCCGAAGGGAGUGUGGUUUAGGAAGAGUUUGUUGAUCGUGUGGGCCGGGACUUAUGAUGUGCCGGAGGUGGUGUUGCGAACAGUUCGAAUCUCCAUCACGUGUCAGAACAGCCCCGAGCACACCGUCAGUCCGUACGGGCUGAUCCACCAGCUGGAGCCCGACGUCAGGGUCAAGAUCGGUAUCUUAGUGUGGGGCGUGCAGAAGGGCGUGGAACAUGUCUCCUCGGUGGUGGAGCGCGUUCAUCGAUUCUCAGCUCAGAAUAGGAUGCUGAACAUCGACGGCGCCUUAGACUUCGACUCGUUGAACACGCCGCUGUACUCGCCCGCCGCCGCGCCACACGCCGCCGCCACGCAUCCCGCCUCCGCCACGCAUCCCGCACACGCCACCCCCGCGGGACUCAACCACAAAAGGUGUUCAAAAUGCACAGAAAGCUGUGAUUUCCCCGAACCAAAGCACCUGCUGGGACCCAACCGAGAUCAGCUGCGGAUACAAGUGGUGAUAGUCCCUCUGACCGACUACUGUCACGUGAGCGCAGUGGAAUGUGCACAUGUAUGACGUCCCGCGCCUCGCCGCGGCCACGCCAGGGGCUGGCCCCCCGUGCGAGUCCCGUAAUCUUCGGGAUCUGCUCUAAGGGCCUAGAGACCCCCCAUGAGUUAUGUGCUUGAUUGACCGAGAUUCGAUUUUGUUUUGCAUUAAGGGUAAAGGUGUUGCUGUAAUAGUUACCGAAAUAUUUAAUGCAAGGCCCUGGGUUUGAAGGUGUGUGGGACAUUAGGCUGAAACUAAUUGCCAAUCGGGUUAGUGCUGUAUUCUCGUUUGACAAUAUCGACUGGUGUUUACAAGGUUCUUUUUAUUUGCAGGCAGUGUUUAUUACUUAGCGUGUUUGUGUCGUCAUACGUAUAAAAUUACUUUCAAAAUCUACACAUAGUGACGGCUUUAGCUAGGCCCCGAGCGGGGGCAAAAAAAAUCCCGAUAUCAAAAAUGUUAAGAGCUUAGAUGCUUUGUUGGGUAACAUGGUGGCGGCUUUAAAAAAAGAUCCUCAGCCGAGUCGGGCGAAGCCUGGGGCGUUGCCCUGUUUGCUCCCCUCUCCAACUCCUUAAGGCCGCCCCUGUGUCUCCACAUUCACUUUUAUCGAUAAACAAACAACUGAUUUUGUCUAUGUAUAUGCAUAGUUCUCAAAACUAAAUGGAACUUCGUAAAUGCCGGUCGAUCAUCAAAAUAUUGAAGGCUAUGGUGAAGUGAACUGUUUUAUCGACUGUAAAUCCACUUGUUAUCGAGUUAAUACUGUUUGUACAGAAUUUUAUCUUGUAAAAUAAAAACGUUGUUGUCGUGAAUAAAAUAUCGAUGUCUCAUAAUUUCGCUUUUUGGGGUCAAUAUUACUGAUUUGAAUAUUUUAUUAAGAACCUUCCUUGGGCUAGGUAACGAUCAACUCCAAAUGUAAAAUAAUCAUAAAAUAUAAAAUUCAAUCAUAUUUUAAAUAUUCAUUGCUGUCUUUUUCGUAAUUUAGACACUUUUUAAUAUGUUUCUAAAAUAUUGUACAAAUUCCACAAGUACCCUAAUAUUGAUACUUCCUUUGCUACAUAAGUAUUGUAUUAACAAGUGUACAAAUCUAUGCUCACAUUUAUUUAAAGCGUCUGUUGCUUCCUAAGUGGUUGAAUUGUAAAUUAAUUGUUAAUAACGUUAAAUAUGGGUGGAUAGGAACAAAGCAUUUCUAAUAAACAAAAUAUAGAAAGUAUUCAAAACAUUCAGAUCUUAGAGAUAAUUUACAGAUUUAUUUAAUGUUACUAAAUUUUGGUGUUAAAUAUUGAAUGCACAUUGCCAAGCUGUAGGUCAAUUAGCCAUUCACAGAACCCACACCAAUGCAAUAUUAUAUACAGUAUGUUUCAAUAAUCAUAUAAUUGAAGAAACCGAUACAUAGAUGUCAAGUAUUUGACAUUGUUGACGCAUAAAAAAUGCUUCGUUAUGGCGACUGACAAAUCUUCAAUCACAGACUACACGUGUAGCUCGUGAAUAUGUGACGCGCUAGCUUUCGGUAAUGGAGAUAUCGCACCUUUAGAAUUACUAUGACCCAAGUGCAUAAAAUCACAUUGGUUGUGUCUCUCAUAUGUGAGAGUCCACGUGGGUAGGUACCACCGCAAUGUCUAUUUCUCCCGCCAUGCAGCGGUGUGUAGUCAUUGUUGUGUUCCGAUUUGAGGGACAUUGUAGUCAGUGUAAUUACUGAACAUAAUAAGACUUAACAUCUCGUGUCUUAGGAUGGCGAUCGCAGUGUAAUACCAAGCAAUGCUUUGUAAUUCAAGGUGUUGGGUGGUGUUUCUGCUGUUUAUGGGCGGUCUUAUCGCUUAUCAUCAGGCGAACGGUAAGCACGUCUCGUCAUUUAAAGCAAUACGAAACCAUUAAAUUGACUUUAUAAUUCAGAAUUAAAAAGUGUCGAAACUAUUGCAACAUCGACUUUUGGUAAUUACACAAAAUUAUAAUUCUAAAGGUGCGAUAUGUUUAAAGCAUUUUGAACGUCAGAAUUCGUAAUCUUUAGGUAGUUCUGACAACUGAGCCAAUUUGUUUAAUUUUGUAAAGAAAUUUCAUUUAUGUGCAAAUGCUUAGUUGCCAUCUUCACCAUUAAUGUAGAUACUUAUUGCACUCUAUCUGAAUGAUGGUGAGACUAAUUAUUGUAUAUUUGAAUUUAUAAUAUUCCCUUCAUCCGAUGGAGACAAACACGGUAUUUGGUCAUUUUCCUUUGUUACCAAAUUCGAACGUUCGGAAACUUUGUAUGAUAACUUCAAAAAAUAUUAGUAACCAUUUAGUAAAAUCAGUGUACCCUAUUGUUAUUUUGGUAUAAAAUCGAUAUUUUGUCACAGCUGUUUGGUUUCUGUUGUAAUAGAGUUAAAAAGUAUAUAUUAAUUUGACACCUAAGGCCUUCAAAUUUACAAAUGUAUGUGCAAUAAAUUGUUUUAGCCGAGUGCUGCCUGUUGCAGUGUUUUGACUUUUAAAUGUUAUUAUUGGUCUUGAAUAAAAAACAAAGAGAAA